CAGAGUCGAAACGGCCCUAUCGUGCCUCGCCCAAUUCAAAGCCCUCUCUUCUGGGCCCGUGCCGAGAUCCCCUUCUCCUCCUUUCCUUGUGAUCCUCAAUCAAACCUGGCGCGUCCCUUUAUAAACCCUCAACUCCUUCCCGUCCCCACAGCCCGCCCACUCCCCAGACUCUCCACUUCCCAAGCUUCAUCGCCAGCGUUUCCGUUCCCUGCCGCUCGUGCCUUGCCACUCUAGCCGCUGUCACCAUGGCCAAGACCUUCACAAAGAGCGACGUUGCGUCGCACAACAAGGGCGACGACCUCUACAUCAUCGUCGACGACGAUGUCUACGACCUCACAAAGUUCCAGGACGAGCACCCUGGUGGCAAGAAGAUCCUCACCCGCGUCGCCGGCAAGGACGCCUCAAAGCAGUUCUGGAAGUACCACAACCAGGGCAUCCUCAACAAGUACAAGGCCUCGCUCCAGGUCGGCUCCCUCGACUCCAAGCCCAAGGAUGCCGCACCCGCUGCUGCUGCUGCUGCAGAGGCCAAACCAUCGCCCGUCUAUGCCGCGCCUGAGCCGGCCAAGAAGAUUGAGGUGUCGCAUGACAAGUCCGAGGCCUUGAACCCAUUUGGCGAUCUCAUUCCCUAUGCCGACCCCAGCUGGUACCAGAGCUACCACUCGCCUUAUUUCAACGAGACUCACGCUGCGCUGCGUGCCGAGGUCCGCGAGUGGGUCGAAACCGCCAUCGAGCCCAACGUCACCGAGUGGGAUGAGAAGAAGGAGGUGCCCAAGGAGAUCUUCCUCGAGGCCGGUCGCCGUGGCUACCUUGCUGGCCUGCUUGGUGUCAAAUACCCCGUCCAGUACACCAAUGGCAACAAUGUCAAGUCCGUGCACCCCGACAACUGGGAUUUGUUCCACGAGAUGAUCAUCACGGACGAGCUCUCACGUGUCGGCUCUGGUGGUUUCGUCUGGAACAUGAUUGGCGGCUUCGGCAUCGGGUGCCCGCCUGCCAUCAAGUUCGCCAAGAAGUCCGUCAAGGACCGCAUCAUGCCCGGUCUCCUGUCUGGCGAGAAGCGCAUCUGCCUGGCCAUCACCGAGCCUGAUGCCGGCAGUGAUGUCGCCAACCUCACCUGCGAGGCCAAGCUCAGCGAGGACGGAAAGCACUACAUUGUGAAUGGCGAGAAGAAGUGGAUCACCAACGGUAUCUGGUGUGACUACUUCACCACAGCUGUCCGGACAGGCGGCGAAGGCAUGGGCGGUGUUUCGCUGCUGCUGAUUGAGCGCAGCUUCGGCGGUGUCAGCACCCGUCGCAUGGACUGCCAGGGUGUGUGGUCCAGCGGAACCACCUACAUCACUUUUGAGGAUGUCAAGGUGCCUGUUGAGAACGUCAUUGGCAAGGUCAACCAAGGAUUCAAGGUCAUCAUGACCAACUUCAACCACGAGCGGAUCGGCAUCAUCAUCCAGAGUCUGCGCUUCUCGCGUGUCUGUUAUGAGGAGUCGGUCAAGUAUGCCAACAAGAGACAGACCUUUGGCCAAAAGCUUAUCAACCACCCGGUCAUCCGGAUGAAGCUGGCCCACAUGGCGCGCCAGAUUGAGGCGUCGUACAACUGGCUCGAGAACCUCAUCUACCAGUGUGAGAAGAUGGGCGAGAAGGAGGCCAUGCUCAGACUGGGCGGUGCCAUUGCCGGCCUGAAGGCGCAGAGCACGCUGACGUUUGAAUUCUGCGCGCGUGAGGCGUCACAGAUCUUUGGUGGUCUCAGCUACUCUCGUGGCGGCCAGGGCGCCAAGGUCGAGCGGCUGUACCGCGAUGUCCGCGCGUACGCCAUCCCCGGUGGUUCUGAGGAGAUCAUGCUGGACCUGAGCAUGCGGCAAGGCCUCAAGGUCGGACAGGCGACCGGGAUGAAGCUGUAAGGAUGGGAACUGUAAUCCCUUUCAACCUUUGCAACAGGACAGGCGGGCCACUGAUCGACGGUGGCUGGCUGACUCUUGCGAGGCAUCUGAGACCUUAUUCUGUUUGUUCCACCUUGUUUCGGGCAUAUUGGCGUUAGAGGCAUUGGGCUUGGCUAGCUUAGCUAUUGAACAAUACAUUGUAUUGAAAACGA
This is a messenger RNA of Microdochium trichocladiopsis, 2083 nucleotides long. Its product is annotated as acyl-CoA dehydrogenase. The record is from RefSeq and is a predicted model, not a curated record. The transcript is spliced from 4 exons. Gene Ontology annotation, molecular function: flavin adenine dinucleotide binding; oxidoreductase activity, acting on the CH-CH group of donors. Lineage: Eukaryota; Fungi; Ascomycota; Sordariomycetes; Xylariales; Microdochiaceae. Bases 246 to 1892 code for a protein of 548 amino acids.